Alosa alosa (allis shad) is the source of this 1610-nucleotide messenger RNA. RefSeq names its product eukaryotic initiation factor 4A-II-like. The transcript is spliced from 11 exons. Gene Ontology annotation, biological process: cytoplasmic translational initiation. Bases 178 to 1410 code for a protein of 410 amino acids. The record is from RefSeq and is a predicted model, not a curated record. Lineage: Eukaryota; Metazoa; Chordata; Actinopteri; Clupeiformes; Clupeidae. Gene Ontology annotation, molecular function: translation initiation factor activity; RNA binding; RNA helicase activity. Gene Ontology annotation, cellular component: cytoplasmic stress granule.
GAAGUGGGAAGUUAAUUUCGCUAGAAUAACGGAACUAGCUAGGGUUCUUUACCGGAAGUCUAAGUGCCGGUUAGUUAAAAUCAGAGCCAUAGACCAUCUCUCUAUGGCUCUGGUUAAAAUGUUCUGCGCUGUUUACGUACUUCCUCUUCAAUUGAGCCCCGAAGAUUCGGCCGGAUCAUGUCCGACUCUGCGGAUUACAACAGUUCCAGAGAUAAAGACCAUGGAGGCCCCGAAGGAAUGGAGCCUGAUGGUGUCAUCGAGAGCAACUGGAAUGAGAUCACAGACAACUUUGAUGACAUGAUCCUGAAGGAGACACUCCUGAGGGGAAUCUAUGCCUAUGGUUUUGAGAAGCCAUCAGCCAUUCAGCAGCGGGCAAUCAUUCCAUGCAUCAAGGGUUAUGAUGUUAUUGCUCAGGCCCAGUCAGGCACAGGGAAGACGGCCACUUUUGCCAUUUCCAUCCUACAGCAGCUGGAGAUUGAGCAGAAAGAGACUCAGGCUCUGGUACUGGCUCCAACCAGGGAGUUGGCCCAGCAGAUCCAGAAAGUCAUUUUGGCUCUGGGUGACUACAUGGGGGCCACUUGUCAUGCCUGCAUUGGUGGUACAAACGUGCGCAAUGAGAUGCAGAAACUCCAAGCGGAGGCGUAUCACAUAGUGGUGGGGACCCCAGGCCGUGUCUUUGACAUGCUGAACCGACGAUACCUUUCUCCUAAGUGGAUCAAGAUGUUUGUCUUGGAUGAAGCUGAUGAAAUGCUGAGUCGAGGAUUCAAGGAUCAGAUUUAUGAAAUCUUUCAAAAGUUGAGCACAAACAUCCAAGUUGUGCUGCUCUCAGCCACCAUGCCAUCUGACGUGCUGGAGGUGACCAAGAAGUUCAUGCGCGAUCCAAUCCGCAUCCUGGUGAAGAAGGAGGAACUUACCCUCGAGGGUAUAAAGCAGUUCUACAUCAAUGUGGAGCGUGAGGAGUGGAAAUUGGACACCCUCUGUGAUCUGUACGAGACUCUGACAAUCACCCAGGCUGUGAUCUUCUUGAACACAAGGAGAAAGGUGGACUGGCUGACUGAGAAGAUGCAUGCCAGGGACUUCACCGUCUCUGCGUUGCACGGAGACAUGGAUCAGAAGGAGCGUGAUGUGAUCAUGCGGGAAUUCCGCUCAGGAUCCAGCAGGGUCCUGAUCACUACCGAUUUGCUGGCUCGUGGAAUUGACGUACAGCAAGUCUCUCUAGUCAUCAAUUAUGACCUUCCCACAAACCGAGAAAACUACAUCCAUAGAAUUGGACGUGGUGGCCGUUUCGGCAGAAAAGGAGUUGCCAUUAACUUUGUUACAGAGGAGGACAAGAGGAUUCUUCGGGACAUUGAGACAUUUUACAAUACUACUGUUGAGGAGAUGCCUAUGAAUGUGGCUGAUCUGAUUUAAACUCCUGGGCUGGUAUCUUUUAUGCAGUGCUCUCUGUAGCUCAAAUAAAACAGGUGCAUUGUGCUUAUUUUAUCAGAACGUGGUGAAUCGUAUCUCAAUGCUGAACCUGGAUAAGUGACAUUUUUCAAAGUGACGUGGCCGUGGCUGCGAGCUCUCUUUAGGAGACCUCAGUAGGUGCGAUCCUAGUCACCAUUAUACUA